UUUAUUAUCCUAAUUACUAAAGAAUUCAUAAGCAUAUUGGGGAAUGGAUACCUUGCACUAGUUAAGUGAAUUGGUUGGAUUGCAAUGGUUCUGCAUGGCAUAUUAAUAGUACUUCACACAGAUGUUUAUGAAAGUAACAAACUCAUGAUUGUAAUUUAUACCUUCUGGACAUUUGCCAACUACUUAAGUUUGUGGUUUGCUACCUGCCUCGAUGUCUUCUGUUUCCUCAAGAUAGCCAAUUUCUCCCACUCUCUUUUUCUCUGGGUGAAGUAGAAAAUUGACAGGGUGGUUCACUGAUUGGGGUGCCUUGCCAUUUCCUUGCUGGUCAGCUUUCUAAUAGCAUUGGUACUGAAUCUUGAUGAUAGGUUUUGUAAAGUAACAACACUGAAAUAAAUGUUCCAUGUGAGUAACUCUCAAUACUUCAAGCGAUUGACUCUCUUCAGCCUGUUUGUAAUUGUUCCAUUUACUGUGUCACUGAGCUCAGUUUUGCUUUCAGUAAGGUCCCUGUGGAGACAUACUAAGCAAAUGAAUGUCCAUGCUACAGGCUAUUGAGACCCCAACACAGAGACCUAUGUGAGAGCCAUAAAAAUUGUGACUUUGUUUCUCUUCUUCCUGUUUAUAUAUUAUGUGUUUUCUCUUUUGCUGACCUUUAGCUAUUUUAUGACAGAAUACACGUUAGUCAUGAUGUUUAGUGAGAUUUUAGCAACUCUCUACCGGGGUCAUUCACUUAUUUUAAUUAUUAUAAGUGACAGGUUGAGGCAGGCAUCUUUCAGAAUGCCCAUGUGGAGAAAAAUAGCCUGCGUGAAGUGA
Messenger RNA from Otolemur garnettii (small-eared galago), 810 nucleotides. RefSeq names its product taste 2 receptor member 8 (gene TAS2R8). Gene Ontology annotation, molecular function: G protein-coupled receptor activity; bitter taste receptor activity. Gene Ontology annotation, biological process: sensory perception of taste; G protein-coupled receptor signaling pathway; detection of chemical stimulus involved in sensory perception of bitter taste. Gene Ontology annotation, cellular component: membrane. The record is from RefSeq and is a predicted model, not a curated record. Lineage: Eukaryota; Metazoa; Chordata; Mammalia; Primates; Galagidae.